This is a messenger RNA of Megalobrama amblycephala (Wuchang bream), 4504 nucleotides long. RefSeq names its product myogenesis regulating glycosidase (putative) (gene myorg). Gene Ontology annotation, biological process: skeletal muscle fiber development; carbohydrate metabolic process. The record is from RefSeq and is a predicted model, not a curated record. The transcript has 3 exons. Gene Ontology annotation, molecular function: hydrolase activity, hydrolyzing O-glycosyl compounds. The coding region runs from base 413 to 2470 and encodes 685 amino acids. NCBI's taxonomy places the organism in Eukaryota, Metazoa, Chordata, Actinopteri, Cypriniformes, Xenocyprididae.
GCCAAACCACAUUAUUCAUAGUUUCUCUUUCGCUGAGUAUAAAACUCAAUUUCCCAGAGUUGCAGAGUUUGUGUGAACAGCGAGUCGCCCAAUAAACUCCUCCCAUAACAAGACACGGAGUUCAGCGUCUUGAAUUGUUCAAGAGCGCAUUGAGCAAACAGCACACGAAACCAACAGUGCUUAAGCUGGCUCAUGAAGGAUAACGAACAAGAGGAAAAUGCUACAUUGAGAGAAGGAAAAAUGGAUGCAAGACUCCAUUUUGCACAUUUAGCAAGAUAUCCACUUUGGUUCUCUUAGCUUCAGUUUCUCACAAGUCUACCAAAUGGUAUCUUGUAUAUUAGUGCAUAUAACAUCUUAGCCUUGAGUUUAAACUUCACCUAUUCAACUGUGAAUUCAAAAACCAAGACUCAGAAUGUACCAAGUAGUCCCAGGAGGUGCAGGAGGAACAAUCACUGAUGGUGCGCCCAUCAAGAAGAUAAACAAGGACAGUCGCCCUCUGGUGGGGGCUGGAGUUAUUGGUGUAAUUCUGGUGAUUGCAGCAGUGACUGCAUGGUGUUAUUAUAUUGCCUCCCUACGUAAAGCUGACCUGCUUAAGACAGAAUUGCUUGAUCUCAAUAAGGAUGGCUUUCUCAUCCGCAACCAGGCUGGGGGGAUUGUCCUGAAAAUGGGCUUCAGGUCUGGCACGCUUGAUCUCGACUCCUGCUCAAAGGAGGGUGUGAUCCUUCGCUGCUCGCGUUCGUUUGCUGGCAAUGUGAACUUCUUCAUUAUGACGGUGAAGCCAAAGGAGACAGUGGUGUGCUACCGUGUGCGUUGGGAAGAGUUGGAGUCGGAUCGGCCAGUGGAACAUGCCAUGUCCUACAAUGAAUCAUACUGGUAUGGUGGUGCUGAGACUGCUGUUCAGCAUUGGCCUAUUGCAAUCUCGGGGCAGCAGGCACCCAAACCUUUUGUCACCAGCGACGUGUACUCCAAUCGCCAUGACUUUGGUGGCAUCCUGGAACGCUACUGGCUCUCAUCCAAUGCAACUGCCAUUAAGAUCAAUGACUCUGUGCCCUUCCACCUGGGCUGGAAUGAUACAGAGAAAACCAUGUACUUCCAGGCACGAUAUCAGGACAGUCCUUACAAACCUGCACCUGGAAGGCCUCCCUAUGCUGAACUCAGUUACAGAGUCUGCGUGGGCCCAGAUGUGACCUCCAUCCACAAGGUCAUGGUUCGCCGAUACUUCCCUAAACCUAACAAAGUUCCCGCCAAAGAAAUGUUCCGGCACCCAAUAUGGUCGACCUGGGCUUUACACAAGACUAACAUCAACCAGGAAAAGUUUUUAACUUAUGCAGAGAACAUACGCAAACAUGGUUUUAACUGUAGCCACUUAGAACUUGAUGAUCGUUACUCCAGUCAGUAUGGGGAGUUUGAGUUUGAUACACAGAAGUUCCCAAAUGCUUCUGCCAUGUUUCAAAAGCUCAAGGCCGAUGGUUUCCUAGUAUCCUUGUGGACACAUCCCUUUGUGAAUUAUGAUUCAGCUAAUUUUGGGCCAUGUGUACAGAAAGGGCUGUUCGUGAUGGAGCCGACAGGCCAACUUCCUGCCUUGGUUAAGUGGUGGAAUGGCAUCGGUGGAAUCCUAGAUUUUACCAAUCCAGAAGCUCGCAACUGGUUCACGUCACAGCUUCGCUCUUUACGCCACAAAUACGCCAUUUCCUCCUUCAAGUUGGAUGCAGGCGAGACCAACUACUUGCCCUGGCAGUUCAGAACCCGAGCCCACCUCCCUGACCCAAGCACCUUCACUCGCCGCUACACCGAAAUGGCCAUCCCUUUCAACGAACGUGCUGAGCUUCGGUCUGGCUAUGGCUCUCAGAACAUCUCCUGCUUCUUUCGUCUGAUCGACCGGGACUCCGUGUGGGGCUACGAACUUGGCCUGAAGUCCCUGAUCCCAACCGUCCUCACCAUCAGCAUCCUGGGCUACCAGUUCAUCUUGCCAGACAUGAUUGGAGGCAAUGCCUAUCCUAACCGUACAGAUGGAAAUGGCAAGCUACCAGACCGUGAGCUCUAUAUUAGGUGGCUGGAGCUGUCUGCUUUCAUGCCCUCCAUGCAGUUCUCCAUUCCUCCAUGGGAGUACGAUGAUGAGGUGGUGGCUAUCGCUCAACGGUUCACCGAGCUACAUGAGACACUUGUGGCUCCCAGGGUCAUAGAACUUGCUGGAGAAGUUCUGGACACUGGAGACCCCAUAAUUCGCCCAUUAUGGUGGAUUGCCACCAGUGAUGAAACGGCUUAUAGAGUUGACUCACAGUUUCUGAUAGGAGAUGACCUAAUGGUGGCACCAGUACUGGAGCCGGGGAAGCAAGAAAGGGAUAUCUACUUACCAGCCGGACGCUGGAAAAGUUACAAAGGAGAACGAUUUGACAACAAAGAGCCAAUACAUCUAACAGAUUAUCCGGUUGAUCUUGAUGAAAUUGCUUACUUUGAAUGGGUUCAGUAAGACUUAUGGAAAGCAUCUGGAGUUCUGAGCAUGUCUUCCAUUUAAAGUGUUUGUGAAGUUGUUGAUUUAUUUUUUUCAGGGAAUUAGCUAAAGUUAUUUAUCCAGGGUUUAAAUUCUACAAUGUAAAAGAGGGCAAUUUAAGAGUAAGCUCCCGGUUGCACAUUUAUGAUUCUUCAUCAGCUUGGCUGUGAUAUGUUUAGUGCCAUUACAACAGCUACACAUGCAUUACAUAUCUGAGGUUAAUGUCUUAAUCCGUGCCUUGCAUUUAAACAGUGAAUGUCUUCAAAAGACCGACCCAAAACCUUAAUAAAAUGAAGCACUGAUAUGCGUCUGGCCAAAUAAACAAACUUUAAGGAAGUUAAGGAUUUAUUGAUGGGCUGUGACAGGUAAUUUUGCACAAUGUUUGAUUCAUGUUCUCUCAUCUGCAUUUUUAAAAAGGGAAACUUUACCAGUACUGUACAAAAGCCUUCAUCUUGCAAGGUGUACUUAAUGAAUUACUUUAUAAUGUCGUCCACAGAGCAAAUCAAUUGAUUUCUCUGAAAUGUACGAUUUUGCAAAUGUAUAUAUAACAUUAAUGUAUGGCUUUUUAACUGCAAGCAAUCGCAAUGCUGCAACCCUAUAUACAUUACAGUAAAGUUAGACGUGCAUGCUUUUGUGAGCAUAAUCUACCAUGCUCAUGUCUCGUAAGCACCAAUACUUGAAAUAAUCACAUUAGAAGUUUGUAUGAGUAAUGGGUUUCUGUGGCUGCAUUGGAAAUGACCAGCAGUCUUUUUUUACUCUACUGCUAUACUAUAGUAUUUCAUCAUGUAGUGCCAAAUACAUCACCAACAGGCCUUGUUCAAGCAUUACUCCAUUACUGCCACAUUUACAGAAAUGUUUCCAUAAAAUACAGAAGUUAGUUUUUCUGUUUAUAUAAAAUUGAGAAGUGUGCUGCUCAUCUUGUUCUGAUUAUGCUGUUCUACCUAAUUUUUGUGUUUUGCAAUAAUAGCACAAUGCUAAUAUCUAAGUCAGUUAAUCUUUAUCAGAUUAUAUUUUUGCUGUGCAAGGGUCACCUUUGUGUUUGUUGUGUUUGUUUAACGCUCUUCCAGCACGCCGGCAAUCGACUCUCACUGCAAGCUUUCUCUAAUCUACGACCUUCAAGCUUAUUUUUAGCUCUUCCCACACAACUGCAAAAGCGCACUCAUCCACUCUGGUGAUACAAUGAAUCUGUCAAGCAAUGUGUCUGAUCUAAAAGAAGCUGCAGAGUACGUAGACAUGAGGCAGUUGCCUUUCCAGUACUUGUGUACCUCAAAUAACAGUUUAGAAUGUUGCUUCAUGGUAUUUUAAUAACUUACUUUUAGCCCAUACAGAAGAUAUCUCUCUAAUUCUCUUCGCUGGGACUAUGUUUUUUGUGGAUUCUACCCUGAGGAGAUCUUGUUAAUAGGCUCCUGACGGUGUGGGCCUCUGGUUGACCCAGUCAGACUCUAGACUGCUGAUGUUACAGAAACUCCCCAGCACAAAACCAGCGUCAGCUUUCAACAGACUGGAAUUUCAUGCUUUUUUUGUUUGUUUUGUUUUUGUCAUAAAAACAUUGCGUGAACAUAAUUUUCCAGGAGCAAAGAUGCUGUUGGUACAUCUCAUAAACUUUGUAUGUGUGUGACUAAUUUCUAUUUUAAAACAAAUGUUAGUGAAUGAAUGUAUUUAUUCAUUUUGUGCAUUAAACUAUGCAUUUUGCUUUGUUUAAACCAGUGCUUAUCUGAGUUCAGGCAUGAGUGGACGGUAUUUGAAUUUUAUUUUGAGAUGUCCCUCUAAAGCCAUGCUAAAAGUAGUCAUGUCUCAGAAUUUUGUUUGACCAGCUGUCCUGAAAGUAUUUUUCUCCAAAGUGUCACAGGAGGGCAGUGUUCACCUGCUUUUCUACUCCUCCACUCUAAGCUUGUGAAGUGUGUUGGCAUGACAAGAAAAUCUUGUACUUUAUUUCAGUAUUUUUCUCUCACUGAGUGUAAUUAGCCUGAUAUUGAAGUAAAAUGGUACCAUUAAACUUUUGACCUCCCUCAA